CGUGACGACUCCGUCACACUCAGGGUUUUGAUGGACUGAUGUGCAUCCUUGGAUGUGCAUAUGAAGUGUUAUCAGCUGCUAAAAUUAAGACAUAGCAGGUGUACACAGAUGGAAGAUUACCAGGUCAUAGAUGGAUCAGUCAUGGAAGGGGGUGGCCAGGUGCUGAGAAUGGCGAUCUCUCUCAGCUGCCUGCUGAGGAAGCCAAUCAGGAUAACCAGCAUUAGAGGGGGGCGAGCUCAGCCGGGACUAAAGGCACAACAUUUGGCUGGUCUGCGCCUGGUGGCGGAGAUGUGCGACGGCGUGCUGACCGGGGACGCCAUCGGCUCGUCGGAGGUCUCCUUCCGACCGGGGCAGAUCCGGGCCGGAGACUUCACGGCCGAGACGGGCACCGCCGGGAGCGUCGGCCUGCUGCUGCAGGUCAGCCUGCCGUGCGCCAUGUUCGCUCCCGGGCCGUGUCGGCUGACGCUGCGCGGCGGCACGAACGCCGCCUUCGCGCCGCAGAUCGACUACACGCUGAGUGUGUUCCGGCCGCUGCUGCAGCGGUUCGGCGGCGACCUGCAUUGCGACCUCAAACGCCGAGGCUACUUCCCUCGCGGCGGCGGUCAGGUGGACAUCUCGGUGACGCCGGUGACGCAGCUGCGGCCCGUGGACAUGCUGGAGUCCGGCAAGCUCGUCCGUGUCACCGGCAUAGCGUUCGCUGCCGGCAAACCGCCUCGGAGAAAUGACUGUCACAAGGCGGAGACGGCCGUGGCGGAGCUGGUCAGCAGCGUCAACGCCGCCGCCUGCGUGGACCAGUAUUGCCAGGACCAGUGCGUGAUUCUGAUGGCGCUUGCGGCCGGCCGGUCCCGCGUGCGCACCGUUCCGCCCACCCUGCACACAGAGACGGCCAUUCACAUAGCGGAGACGCUGACGGAGGCAAAGUUUACAAUCGAGAAGCUCGGGUCGGGAGACGCCUGUACGAUAGAAUGUAUCGGCACAGGGCAUCAACGAGCCUAAAAGACUCCGACAGCCAGUGGACUGCACCGACAUCGAAGCGGACACUGGAAGAAACACUGCAGCGUGGAAAAACCAGGCUCCUUUGUGGUGCUGCCCACACGCUCCACUGACACUUUGUUUUAUCCGGCCAAGCGGUUCCCAGUCGCGUUAGGAACUAAGUGGGACGGUUAAGUUAAGCAUUGCGGCAAAGAAGUGCCAAGAACGAAAUCGUGGCAGCUUUUGCUGAAUGAUGACCCGUGUUGUACUUAAAUAUCGCUGUUAUUGCAAGGAUUGUGUUUUUGGCUGCCUGCAAUUUAACUUUGCAUGCUCUGGCUCUUCGUCGUGGUCGAUGUUGCUCCUUGUUCCUAACGCGCUCAUGGACACGCGGAUUACCGACCUCCCGAUAAUUUAUGAUGAAAUGGUCGCGCGGCGGUCAUAAACCCCUGUGAUGUGCUGACUGCACCAGAGGGUGCCGGCGAACAGUCUCGUUGCCUUAAACUGUGGCCGUUGCGGCAGUGGCGUUCGAGUUCCGCACACCACCCUAUAUUUAUUUCCCGGCUGGUGUAUUGCACUCUUCCGCGCAUCGUGCGAAAUAUCCGUGGGGGUUUGUGGUUUGAAUGCUUUUUCAGAAAGUCAAAGCGAAAUGUGUGUUUGUAUGGUUGAACUCUGUUUCUGUCAUUGUCGCUGAGUUUUGGUCAAUAUAUGACUGUGAUAAUCGUUUG
Messenger RNA from Pollicipes pollicipes, 1697 nucleotides. It is a transcript of the gene Rtca, whose product is annotated as RNA 3'-terminal phosphate cyclase. Gene Ontology annotation, molecular function: RNA-3'-phosphate cyclase activity. Bases 61 to 996 code for a protein of 311 amino acids. The transcript has 9 exons. Gene Ontology annotation, cellular component: nucleus. Gene Ontology annotation, biological process: RNA processing. The record is from RefSeq and is a predicted model, not a curated record. Lineage: Eukaryota; Metazoa; Arthropoda; Thecostraca; Pollicipedomorpha; Pollicipedidae.